CUUGGGACCGUUUUGAGGUGCGUUUUGGAGGCAUGUCGAAGGCUAUUCAUUAUGGCCCAUCUUGUGCUAUUCAUGAUGGCCCAUCUCCGUAGCCAUUUUGGCUCAAGCGCAGAAGUUCUUGCCAAAUCGCCCCCCUCUCUCUCCGCCCGCCGCCGCCGCGGCGAGCCAUGGAGAGAGAGGGGCGAGAGAGGGGCCAUCGAGCCAAAUCGCCCCUCUCUCGCCCCUCUCUCUCCGCCCCUGCGCGCGCCAUGGACCCUCCCGCCGCCGCCGCGGCGAGCUCCGUGCUGGCGCCGGGGCUGGCCCCCUGCGCGCCUCGGGUCCCCGCCCUGGACCUCGCCGCGGUGGCCGCAGGCCGCGGCCCCUCUGGCGGAUCCUGGGCGGAGCCGUGCUGCCAGGACCACCCGCCUCACAGGCUGACGGCGCGCGCGGCGUCUCCGCGGCGGGGCCUUGGCCGCAGCGUGGCGCCGGCCCUGCGGCGCCUCCGGAGCCACGCCCUCGGGGGCCCGGCCGCUUUUUGGCACCGGCACUAUGCGCACUGCCCCGCGACGGAGUCGCUGCUUUUCCCCGGCCUGACCGUGGCGAGCCCGCGGCGCUCGGGAGGCGGCCGCGCGGGCGGCGGGAAGGUGGCGCCCAGGUUCGCGGCGACUUCCACCACCAUGGCCUCCGACGCGUGGGCCAGGGCUCGAGAGCUGGAGGGGGCCGCCUCCGAUGGCGAUCGCUGGACGGUGGAUGCUACCAGCCUGGACGGUGGAUGCUACCAGCAUGGGGACGUAGGCUGCCCGUGUGGCGAUCGUCGUUGCCAGCAGUGAUUGUGCAUACGGUCGCCAGGUGCAUCUGGUCGCGCGGUUUUGCAUCAAAGCCCUGGCCGGAACUAUCUUGUGCAUGUUGUUGCCAGGUGGAGCCCCGGCUACGUCGCUGAGUCGAAGCUGCCUGCAAUGCCGAAGCGUUCCAGAGAGGCAUUCCAUGCACGACUUAGGACCGCUUCUGAUUCACAAUCAACACUUUUCCAGCCGAGUCCAGUAUUCCAGUAUUGAACCAGGCCUAGUGCUCGAUCGGGGAUUGUGUGUUGCCAGCAGUGUAGCCCGUGCCGUCCUACGGUGCAGUGCCGUGAGCGGCAGAUAGGGCGACAAAGGCCACCUCAUGGGCAUCUGUCGCAGCGCCGUGCCGCGGACUGUGACCGAUUGCAGAUUUGUGUAGAUGUCUCUGAUCUGUAUGAUGCUUGUUGCUGCUAUCCCUCGGCUUCAUCAUCGUGUGGCGCUUCACUUUUGGCGGGCGGGUGCCAUUUGCUCUCCCGUCGGCUCUGGGUGUGUUCGCCUUCUGCGGGAACGUAGUGCAGUAAUUCAAUGGCUAUCUCAUGCCACGAGGCUCACGGAAGCCGACCUCGUCAUAGCCAAGUGUUCGUGGCAGCGGCUUCGCUCCAUCCUGGAUGAUGUCCAGAAUAAUUAUUGCUCGCGCAAAAUCGAUUCGUGUAUCGUCGUUGUCGCCAGUUAUCCAAGUUCGAUUUGGCCAUGUACAUUAUGAUCGGCCAGCUUGCACCCAUCAUGCGUUACUGGUGGAGGGGGAACGCUGGGAGGGCUAAUCAGAUUCUGGAUACAUGUGAUCUUCGGAAUUGGGGGACAAACACGUUCAACCAUUGAUUGGGUUGAUCAACGCAAGCGAACUUGAUAGUGCAUUGGCGCAUGGGUAGGCUUGAACAAUGCAAGCAUUAGCAUCCGUUUGCAGCUACUGAUUGGUACCUGUUAUAAAAAAUGUGUGUCACAGGUGACCGUCUCUGCGACUGCUGCCGCAGUGACUUUUGCACCGCAUUGUUUUGGUAGACCCUACCUGCAGGACUCGCCCGCAGCGUGCCGUACGUCGCAUCGACUUUCGGAACCAAGUGGCAGAGUACGGCCAGCUUUUUUUUUUUUACCGACAACCGUUUUUUAAGCACAUUGGCCAGGUGCUACAGAGUAUCCUUUCCCCCCUCCCCCCCUCCUGCUCUCCUCUGCCUGGGCCCUGGCCUUGCUAGGGGCUAUGUGUUAGGCUGUUCACCCCUCGUUUUCCUUAUGUUCGCCCCGUCUGUUCCUCUGCCUUCCAUGCUAUUGUUGUGCACAUGCUGAACCUCACAUCUCGGCCUCGCCACGAGGUUAGAUUCCCUGGGCUCUGGGUCAGUGAGCGCCUGUCGCGCCCCUGGCCGCCGUGUCGUUUCACCAGGCGUAGCCACUGGGAGCGGUGCCGCGCCUCUGGAUGGGGAGGGGGGUGCGCAUUGGCGAGCUUCCGCACGCAGCCAGUAUGAGCUAGAACCGCGGCCAAGACUCCCCUCGAGCGGCGCUGCCCGGGUUCGGCGGCGAUUUCUGGGCGGCGUGCCUUGGCAACUCACACCUCAGCAUCGCAGCAGGGGUAGUAAGGGGUGUGUGACACCACUGCCUGGUCCCUUUCGGCUGCCGACCCAGACUUGCUCUCGCUGGGGAGCUCCGUUUCAUAGCGACGGGGCCAGGCGCAGGAGUAGCCGGCGCGCGCACCCCUGACGCUGCCAAGUUUGCGCAUUCGCGUGUGCAGAGCCCCUGCCACGUCAUUUUCAGAGUCGCGACGGUUUGCGCGCCACAGACAGACCACAUGCCGCUGAACCAGGGAAUGUGCUGCACAGCCGUGCGGGUCGACAAAUCGCAAGUUGCUGCUGCUGCCCGCAUCGUUUCCGAGCCCCCCCGGUCACGUCUCCUGCUGCCCUCGGGCUGGCUCUUCCGGCCGAGAGGUCCAGAGAUCUAGCGGCGCAAUUUUGCUAGAGAAAUCGUCGCCAGUGCCAGUGCACGAUCUUUUUUGCAUCCAAAUGUGCCGUGCCUCGGUGCACUUCGCGAAAUUCGGGCUCGCAGUGCUGCUGCUGCUCGGCAAGAGGAUUCCGCUGUCGACCCAUGCUUAAGAUGUGCAGUUUCCUCAAGGAUUGUAACUGGCUGAUGGGGGCGCUAACAGUCCUUAUUUUAAGAGAUCCUAAGUUCGGAAAA
Prorocentrum cordatum is the source of this 2978-nucleotide messenger RNA. The record is from the annotation of a GenBank genome assembly. Lineage: Eukaryota; Dinophyceae; Prorocentrales; Prorocentraceae.